AUGGCUAGUGAGGAUGGAGGGAAGCGGCUCAGGAGAGCCGACCCUUCGACUAUACAGGAUAAGUUUAUGGUAGGGUACCAGGGCUGGUUCACUUGCCCCGGAGACGGUGAACCGGUCGGCCCAGGACACCAUGGUUGGCUGCAUUGGUUCAACUACCCCAUUCCUGACGGUGGCCGGCCCAACACCGAUUUAUGGCCAGAUGUUUCAGAGUACUCGCCCUCGGAGCUCUACCCAGCACCAGGUCUGAAGUACGCGAAUGGGGACCAAGCAUUCUUGUUCUCCUCCCGCAACCCCAAGACAGUAAACAGGCAUUUCCACUGGAUGGCCCGCCAUGGCGUGGAUGGCGCUUUCCUGCAACGUUUCCUCGGCCAAUGUGACGUCGAAAAUGGUAAUGAAGGCAUCAGGCGCCAGCGCGAUGAAGUCGGUGAUCGGGUCAAGGAAGCUGCUGAGAAGGAAGGCAGAGUGUUCGCGAUAAUGUAUGAUGUCUCGGGCGUGCCUACCGAUAGGAUAGAGCGAGUCAUUAAGCAAGACUGGCUGCACCUGAUCCGGGACAAGGGCAUCCUGGACAGUCCCAACUAUCUGCGAGAGAAGGGAAAGCCGAUGCUCAUUCGGACAACAGGUUUCGGCUUCUCGGAUAGAAACCAUUCACCCGCUAUGGUCCGUGCGGUGACAUCGUAUAUACGUUCUGUUACGCCAGGAGGUGCAUACAUAUUCGGCGGUGUCCCUGCUCACUGGCGGACGUCUGUCGCGGAUGCUGAUCCGAACCCCGAGUUUCUGAACAUCUGGCUGGAGGAGUUCGAUGCCCUGUCACCUUGGACUAUCGGUAGGUAUGGGAAUGAGGACGACGCGGAUAGAUUCGCAGAAGAGAAGAUCAAGGGUGAUGUUGAACUACUGAAGAAACGAGUUGAUGAAGGACAUAAGAAAGUGGACUACGUCCCGGUGGUAUUACCUGGUGGAUCGGGAUAUAAUCUAUCCGAAGGUAAAUGGGGGUUCAACGACAUCAAGCGGAAUGGCGGUCGUUUUCUGUGGAGACAACUAUGGAAUGCGCGGCGUCUGGGAGUCCGUACCAUCUACGGUGCUAUGUGGGAUGAAUACGACGAAGGAACAGCUUACAUGCCCGUAGUACCUUACAAGAGGCAAUCACCCGUGUCAGACAAGUUCCGAUUCAUGGCCUUAGAUGAGGACGGCUAUGACUUGCCUUCGGAUUGGUAUAUGCGCAUAUGUGGGUUCGCAGCAGAAGGGUUGCGUGGUGAACGUAUCAUUCUCGAGACAUUCCCAUCGAAGGAAUUGCAAGAUUACUGGUCGACACGCCCAAUAUAUGAAGACGAGGGGCAUGAGCCGAGUGCUUCUGGCUCAGGAUCAGGCGGAGGAAGUGCAGACGAUUACCAGAGAUGGUUAGCUAGCCACGCAAGUAAGGCGGAAGACGAGCCUCCUCCCCCGCCGUACUCCCUCGAGGGCGACAGUAGUGCACCGGCGGCGGGUAGCGUUGCGGCCCAGGUAUCUCGGCCACCUCCAGCGCCUAUGUCGACUAGACCCCUGUUCAUUCACAGGCACGAUGAUACCACAGCAUCGGCGCAUUCCUCAGCACCACCACCUCCAGCGCCUGCCUCCACUCGACCUCUGUCUAUUCACAGCCACCACGACAGUACGGGAGCGGCGCAUUCCUCAGCGCCGCCCCCACCACCGCCGAAAGAUACGCGUCCUUCUUCGAGCCCAAACAAACCCCUGGUGGAUCUGGGAAAGCGACCGUCCUCGGCAUCCGUAUCCCAGAUUACCGAGGACUUGGGUCGACAGUCUAUAUCGCAUAAUAUGCCGAGUUCAUCACGUCCCCCAGUCCCUUCCUCGACGAGACCAGUAUCUCCCCCGUCCGGACCGUCCAUCUCAUUACCUGUACCGGACCUGAAAGGAAGCCCUGGGCGGGAAACGUACGAGCCCGGCGGGUUCGCUCCGGCCCUUGCGUCCCAGCCCCAAUGGCCCCCGCCUGAGUGGAACGUUCCCCCGUCACCUCACUCGCCGUCCCAUUAUCCCGGGUUUCCGCCCUCUUCCCAUGCGAACGUCGGUCCCCCGCCUCUGCGCCCUCGGCCGUCCCUUUCUCAGCGCCCGCCACCUGGCGCAUAUCCUGCAGCUGCUGACGAGCCUGGGUUCCGCCCCAUGGACACUUCGUACUAUGAUCCCUCGGGCGUUUCGCCGUUGUUCCCUCAAGCCCAUCCUUCGAAUGAUUAUUACUCCAGUGGCGGAGCGCAGGGUCAAGGCCAAUGGCCGUACCAGGCAUACGAACCGCCUGCUCAUAGACCUGGGUCGCGCCCUUCUGCGCAGGCUGUAGAUCCUACCUGCCCUGCAUCAGGUUUCGGCUACAGCGGAAGGCCGUCGCCUCCGGCCCAUCCUUCUUCGCCGCAGCCUUAUAGGCAGUCAACCCCGCCGGCUCCCCAUGGCGCUUAUGCUCCUCCAGCUCCUCACGGUUCGCUUGCUCCCCCAUCUCCUCAUGCUUCUCACGGCAGGCCGAGUGCACCUCUUCUCUCCGCGGCACCUCUUAGGCUUGCGAUGAACGCCGUUGAUAGACUUGCUGGGCCGGGGACGAGUCGACAGAUAGAGAGACGAGUAGGUAGCAUAGCGGAGAGAGGUAACAAGAUCUUCGACAAGUUUACAAAGUAG
Messenger RNA from Gloeophyllum trabeum ATCC 11539, 2652 nucleotides. RefSeq lists its product as uncharacterized. Bases 1 to 2652 code for a protein of 883 amino acids. Lineage: Eukaryota; Fungi; Basidiomycota; Agaricomycetes; Gloeophyllales; Gloeophyllaceae. The transcript has 12 exons. The record is from RefSeq and is a predicted model, not a curated record.